Molecule: messenger RNA, 3288 nt
Organism: Hirsutella rhossiliensis
Lineage: Eukaryota; Fungi; Ascomycota; Sordariomycetes; Hypocreales; Ophiocordycipitaceae
Product: rab-GTPase-TBC domain-containing protein
Exons: 4
Coding region: 1-3288 (1095 amino acids)
Source: RefSeq, a predicted model, not a curated record
AUGUUCUCCAACCUGACGAACAUCGUGCACAAGGCCCAGCAGCUCAUUGACCCCACCCAGGGCCUCAAUCUCUCCAGCUCCGACCGCAACCCUUCCAAGGCCUCCCUCUUCCGGAGCCAGUUCCGCCUGCCCGCCUCCCAGACGCCCCUGUGCGAGAUCAACGCAGAGCUCACCAUCCCGCCCUCCAACGCCACCCGCGGCGACAGGGACCGCCAUCGAGGAUGGCACUACGCCGGCAAGCUUCACCUGUCCGAGGCCUACAUGUGCUUCUCCACCACGCCCACCAGCUUCCUCCAGUCGGCCAGCACCUCGACCUCGUCCGCCUUCACCGGCCAGACCCACGGCGCCGGGCCCAGUGGCAAUGGCUUCACCUUUCCCCUCUGUGCCAUCCGAAAGGUCGAGAGGCUCAACAGCCAAAACUUUCAGUUCGCCCUGGCCAUCACCACCUGGAACGGCCUCCUCACCGAAAACUUCAAGGACAAGGAGGCCACCAAAGACGCCAAAGACGCCAAAGACUCGCGAGACCAGCGCAUCACCAUCCACCUGGCCGGCUCCCGACCUGCCUGCGAGAGGUUCUGUGACGGCCUCAAGCGGGGCCUGCGCGCCGGCGUCGGCAAUGUCGCCAAGCUGCGCAGGGUCGUCGCCGAGUGCUACUCCGAGCACCUCCUCCGCCCAGAGGACAAGAAGACGGCGAGCCCUCCCGACGCCGGCCUCGGCAUGGUCUUUCGAUAUCCCGGCGACCCCAAGAAGCUGCGGGACCGCGCCAAGAUGCGCCUCUGGGCCGAGUACCUGCGCGACAACGGCCGAAACGCCACCCUGAUGCGCCAGCCCACCUUCCACAAGCUCAUCCGCGUCGGCCUGCCCAACCGCCUCCGAGGCGAGAUAUGGGAGCUCACCUCGGGCUCCGUCUACCUGCGCCUCGAGAACCCGACCCUGUACGCCGACACCCUGGCCAAGUUCGACGGCCAGGAGUCGCUCGCCAUCGACGAGAUCGAAAAGGAUCUGAACCGAAGCCUGCCAGAGUACCCCGGCUUCCAGAGCGAGGAGGGCAUUGGCAGGCUGCGCCGCGUCCUCACCGCCUACAGCUGGGUCGACGCCGACGUUGGCUACUGCCAGGCCAUGAACAUUGUCGUCGCCGCCCUGCUCAUCUACAUGUCAGAGUCCCAGGCCUUUUUCCUGCUCUCCGCCCUGUGCGAUCGCCUGGUGCCCGGGUACUACUCCACCACCAUGUACGGCACCCUGCUCGAUCAAAAAGUCUUUGAGUCCCUGGUCGAGAGGACCAUGCCCAUUCUCUGGGAGCACCUCGUCAAGAGCGACGUCCAGCUGUCCGUCGUGUCCCUGCCCUGGUUUCUCUCGCUCUACAUCAACUCGAUGCCCCUCAUCUUCGCCUUCCGUGUCUUGGACGUCUUCUUCGUUGAGGGCCCCAAGGUCUUGUUUCAAGUAGGCCUCGCCAUCCUGCGCAUAAACGGCGAGGAGCUGCUGGACGCGGCCGACGACGGUGCCUUCAUUUCGGUCCUCAAGUCAUACUUUGCCCGGCUCGACGAGUCGGCCCAUCCCAAGUCGGAGAACCCCAAGCUCCGCGCCGUCACCCGCUUCCAGGAGCUCAUGGUUGUGGCCUUCAAGGAGUUCUCGGGAAUCACCCACAGCAGCAUCACGGAGCUGCGGCUGAAGAAGAAGGAUGCGGUUCUCAGUAACAUUGAGAACUUUGCCAAGAGGACGGCCAUUCGCAACCUGGGGCCGGACAGCAAGCUGCUGGGCCCGGACGAGCUGGGGGCGCUGUACGAUCGCUUCUACAGCGUGCUCUACGAGCGACAGCAGAGGGAGCAGAUGGUUCAAGAGGAGCUGCAGCGGCGGGCCAAGUCGAGCAGGAUGCGGGCCUCUGAGAUUUUCGCGCCCACGCCGCAAAAUCAGGUCGAAAAGGGCCGCGUCGCGCUCGGCUCGAGCACGAGCCUCAUGGACUACGACGCUUUCCGGGAGUUCCUGGCGGGCAUGUCGCGAUGGGCCAUCUCCGACUCCCCCAACCACUCGAGGCGGCAGACGGGCACGGACACGGACAAGUUUGAGCCCGCCGAGCAUGAUUUCCUGCAGCGGCUGUACAAGAAAUGGGACGUCGACGGGAACUCGGCACUGACCCUGCAGAACGUCGUCACGGGUCUGGCGGGCAUCAAGGGGAAACACGACAUCAUGGGCACAAUCACCUACUUUUUCGAGCUCUACGACGACGACGGCGAUGGCAGGGUAGACCGAGAGGGGAUCCUGCGGAUAUCCGAGGCGCUCCUGUUCCUGUCAAGACGCGGCCUAGAGGGUACCCUGAGCUCCAACGCCUCCAGCACAGCCCUGAAUGGGGACACGGGCAGUGGCCAGGAGUCUCAGGGCAGCCUCCCUGCUAGCGCGCCGGCAAACGAGCGGUUCCUGGGCAGCGUGAGCGCCUUUAUUCGACGGUGCUUCGAGUACGCCGACGCAGAUCAUCCUCAGAACAAGGCCAGCGGGGAAGACACGUCGUCGAUGUCCCAAGGGGGGGCCGCCGACUCGAGCGCCUUCGCCAUCGGGGACGACGAGGACGACGAAGACUUGCUCGAGCUCGAGGCGCCCUCGGACUCUCCCGCGAAAGCAAAGGAGGCCAAGGAAACGUCUCCGGACCCGGAUGACACGGCCCCCGCUACAGGAAGCGGCGCUACCUCCCGACGCAGGGUGUCCAAGGCAAAGUCUGAAGCUGCCAAUGCCGCCCUGGACCCGGCUCAUCCCCUUCACAUCACCCUGCCGACCUUUAGAAUGGUGGUGCUGGCCGAUGAGCUGCUCGAGCAGUUCUUUGAGUCGUCUUUCCCGGCAUCGUUCCACGUGGUGGAGGGAGUGAGGAGUGCUGCGGCGACACCGUCAACGCAGUCUUUGACGACGUUCUCGAGCCUGGGCUUCGGCGCCAGGUCACCGGUGCCGAUGCAGCCGGGCCCGCCGGGAGGGGGUCGCGGCCUGCGCGGCGUGCUGGACAACAUCGUCACGGACGGCAUGCGGGUGGCGACGGAGGUGCGCAGGCGCAUGGAGGAAGCCCAGAAGGAGCUGGAGAAGAACGCGCUGCCCGACCAGCGACAAGACGACGACGACGAAGACGACGACGACAUUGGCGUCGCGAGCACGGAUCGCGACCUGCUCGACGGCCUGGACGCAGAGGCCGGGGCGCCGUCCAAGGACGAGGAGCAGAACCUGAUGGACAUGGACCCGGCCGAGGGGAAGCGCCCGGCCGAGGCGUCGGCCUCGUUGUCGGGAACGGGCGUGGUGGAGUUUGAGGGAUGA